AUGUCACUGGUUACAGAUCUGAUCAACCUCGACCUCUCCGAGACCACUCAGAAGAUCAUUGCCGAAUAUGUUUGGGUUGGUGGCUCAGGAAUGGAUCUUAGGAGCAAAGCAAGGACCCUGGCCAAGCCAGUGACUGAUCCUUCAAAACUUCCCAAGUGGAAUUACGAUGGAUCUAGCACGGGCCAAGCUCCCGGAGAGGACAGUGAAGUGAUUCUGUAUCCUCAGGCAAUUUUCAAAGAUCCAUUCAGGAGGGGAAAUAACAUUUUGGUUAUGUGUGAUGCUUACACUCCAGCUGGUGAACCGAUCCCGACAAACAAGAGACAUAAUGCGGCAAAGAUCUUUAGCCAUCCUGAUGUUGUUGCUGAAGUACCAUGGUAUGGUAUUGAGCAAGAGUACACGUUGUUGCAAAAGGAUGUUAAGUGGCCUCUUGGAUGGCCUACUGGCGGUUAUCCAGGUCCUCAGGGCCCGUAUUACUGUGGAAUUGGAGCUGACAAAGCUUUUGGGCGAGACGUUGUGGAUGCUCACUACAAGGCCUGUCUUUAUGCCGGCAUCAACAUCAGCGGCAUCAAUGGGGAGGUGAUGCCAGGCCAGUGGGAAUUUCAAGUUGGACCUUCUGUGGGCAUCUCAGCUGGCGACGAGGUGUGGAUUGCUCGUUACAUUUUGGAGAGGAUUACUGAAAUUGCUGGAGUGGUUGUUUCAUUUGACCCCAAACCUAUCGAGGGUGACUGGAAUGGUGCUGGUGCUCACACUAACUACAGCACCAAAUCCAUGAGGGAAGAGGGUGGCUAUGAAGUCAUCAAGAAGGCCAUCGAGAAGCUUGGCCUUAGGCACAAGGAGCACAUUGCUGCCUAUGGUGAGGGCAACGAGCGUCGCCUUACCGGAAAACACGAGACUGCUGACAUCAACACCUUCAAAUGGGGGGUUGCGAACCGUGGUGCGUCCAUCCGUGUGGGCCGAGACACCGAGAAGGACGGCAAAGGGUACUUUGAGGACCGAAGGCCCGCCUCGAACAUGGACCCGUCGUUGCCUUCGUCUAUACUGUCCAUGUGCAUCGCGCUAGGUCUCCGGGAACUUCAGGAUGCGGUGUAUCGCGUCAUAGGCGCUGCGUGCUAUAGGCGUGUCGCGUGCAUUGCUAAGCUGCGUGUGGGGAUCGCCUACUCCGUGUUGGAGUCGUUGCAUCGCGCUGGGUCGUGA
Messenger RNA from Striga hermonthica, 1194 nucleotides. NCBI's taxonomy places the organism in Eukaryota, Viridiplantae, Streptophyta, Magnoliopsida, Lamiales, Orobanchaceae. The record is from the annotation of a GenBank genome assembly.